Molecule: messenger RNA, 1134 nt
Organism: Trichoderma citrinoviride
Lineage: Eukaryota; Fungi; Ascomycota; Sordariomycetes; Hypocreales; Hypocreaceae
Product: alpha/beta-hydrolase
Exons: 2
Coding region: 1-1134 (377 amino acids)
Source: RefSeq, a predicted model, not a curated record
AUGCGCUUCAUCACGACUGCCACCCUCUUGGCUUCCGCCCUGGGCCAGGCUUAUGCCGACAGCGUGUCAGCGGCUUCAUCCGAGGUCGCGGCUAUCCGCACCUUUUUCUACACGGGCGGCGGCUAUGCUGACGACGGCGCUGGCGGCCACAUCUGGCGCGAGCAGAUGUAUGUCGAGAGGCUUCAGCCGGCCAAGGGGGUCAGCCAGCCGACGCCUAUUGUCUUUAUCCACGGCCAGGCCCAGACCGGCACUAACUUCUUGAACAAGCCUGACGGCAGCCGAGGAUGGGCCUCUCUGUUCCUUGACCAGGGAUAUGAAAUCUACAUCGUGGAUCAGACGCUGCGAGCCCGAUCCCCUUGGCAGCCGGCCUACAUGGCUGCCUUGCCGUCGACCUACUCAGCUGAGAUUAUCGAGCAGCGGUUCACCGCUGUGCAGAACUACAAUCUGUGGCCGCAGGCUGCCUUGCACACGCAGUGGCCGGGUAAUGGUUCCAUGGGCGACCCCAUCUUUGAUACAUUCUACAGCUCCAACGUCCAAUUCAUCAACAACGCCGUCUACCAGCAGACCACGGUCCAGAACGCCGGCGCGGCGCUGCUGGAUAAGAUUGGCAAGCCCGUCAUCUUGCUCGGCCACAGCCAGGGCGGCAUCAUGCCCAUUGUGAUUGCCGAUGCUCGUCCCAAGCUCACCAAGGCCCUCAUCCUGCUGGAGCCCACCGGCCCUCCCUUUCAAGAGGCCAUCUUCAGCACCACUCCCGCUCGUGCCUGGGGGUUGGCGGACAUUAAGCUUACCUACACGCCCCCUGUCAACGUUCCCGCUACGGACCUCGUGCAGCAGGUCUACCCUGCUCCUGAUGCGAACCAUACCGAUUGUAUACUCCAGGCCUCUUCUCCGGCGCCGAAGCAGCUGACGAACCUGGCCAGCAAGCCUAUCCUCUUCGUCACCUCUGAGUCGUCCUAUCAUGUGCCGUACGACUACUGCACCGUGAACUACCUUUUGCAGGCGGGCUGCAAUCUGACCACUCACCUUGAGCUUCCAAAGGCAGGAUUCCACGGCAAUGGGCACAUGUUUUUUAUGGAGAAGAACAGCGACCAGAUUCAGCAGAAGAUUGAGAGCUGGAUUGCAGGGUUGGCGUGA